Molecule: messenger RNA, 1399 nt
Organism: Cydia strobilella
Lineage: Eukaryota; Metazoa; Arthropoda; Insecta; Lepidoptera; Tortricidae
Product: valacyclovir hydrolase
Exons: 5
Coding region: 59-922 (287 amino acids)
Molecular function (GO): serine hydrolase activity
Source: RefSeq, a predicted model, not a curated record
GUGGCAAAGGUAAUAAAGAUAAGUGAAAAAAAUACAAUUAUAGGCAUUAAAAUCCGAAAUGUUAAUAAAAUUUAAAAGGUUUUUAUGUCCUUUUAUUCAAUUGAAUAAUCAAAAAAUGGCAAGUAGCGUUAAACUAUCUACAGCGGUUCCUAAAGAAGACACCAUCAAAGUCAGAAAUUGGGAUAUAAAUUAUUUAACAGUUGGUAAUGGACCACACACCGUACUUCUGGCUCCCGGCGCGCUUGGCACAAUAUGGACGGACUUUAAACCGCAAGUCGAAGGCUUCAACCGCCAGAAGUUCACGGUCAUAGCCUGGGACCCGCCCGGCUACGGGAAGAGCAGGCCACCGGUCAGAGAUUUCCCAGUAAAUUUCUAUGAAAAAGAUGCUGAUUAUACUUAUGAAUUUAUGAAAGCAUUGAAUAUAUCAAAGUAUUCUUUGUUGGGCUGGAGUGAUGGAGGCAUUGUAAGCAUGAUCCAUGCGGCAAAAUACCCAGAGGCAGUGCAGAAGCUGGUGGUGUGGGGCACCAACUCACUCAUCCUGCCCCAUGAGCUAGAACUGUACAAGAAUACCAGAGACAUCAAAACAUGGUCAGAGAGAAUGAGGAAGCCAAUGAUAGAAGCAUAUGGCGAAGAGCUGUUUGCCAAUUACUGGGCGGAAUGGGUUGAUGCCAUGUCAGCCGUCUUCAAAGCUAACAAUGGGGACAUCUGCUCACAGCUUCUCAAGGAUAUUGUGGCUCCAACCAUGAUACUUUAUGGCGAAAAAGAUCCUAUGGUUGAUAACAUGCAUGUGUCGCAUUUACAUACUCAUAUAAAGGGAUCAAGAAUACAUUUGUACCCGGACGGCAAGCACAACAUCCAUCUUCGCUACGCGGAAGAUUUCAACCGCCGAGUUCAGGAGUUCUUACUACUACCUCCCGCGUAAUGCAUAUUAGUAUUAUCGAACUUCUGCAGGUUGAUUAUGCCUAAGUUUAAAUUAUUAACCGAGGUAACUAAAACAAUAGUUAACACAUUCAGUGCCAGCGCGUGCAACGCGCUACGAGCGUAGCCGAUAACAUGCAAAAUCUUGUAUAUAAAAAACAGCGACUACGAAUAGAGAAUCAGACUAUCGGGUUUGACGACCAGUCUGGCCUAGUGGGUAGUGAAGCCGAUGGUCCUGGGUUCGAUUCCGGUAAGGGCAUUUAUUUGUGUGUUGAACACAGAUAUUUGCUCCCGAGUCAUGGGUGUUUUCUAUGUAUUUAAGUACCUAUUUAUAUAUUAUAAUAUAUCGUUGUUUGAGUACCCAUAACACAAGCCUCCUUGGGCUUACCAUGGGACUUGGUCCUAUAAUAUUUAUUAUUAUUAUCUAUUUAUUACUGGCACUGAAUGUGUUAAGCUAAUAUGGGGCAUUUUCUAUGAAAAG